This is a messenger RNA of Paramormyrops kingsleyae, 1220 nucleotides long. Its product is annotated as insulin-like growth factor-binding protein 2-A. Lineage: Eukaryota; Metazoa; Chordata; Actinopteri; Osteoglossiformes; Mormyridae. Gene Ontology annotation, cellular component: extracellular region. Gene Ontology annotation, biological process: regulation of insulin-like growth factor receptor signaling pathway. Gene Ontology annotation, molecular function: insulin-like growth factor I binding; insulin-like growth factor II binding. The record is from RefSeq and is a predicted model, not a curated record.
GACACCUCCCUGAGACUUCACCUGUUCGCAUACACAGCGGCACUUUUCCACCUGGACUUGCCCCCUCCAGCCCAUAUCCAUUAGUCCCUCUGCCACCAGCGAAUAUGCUCUCGUACAUAGGCUGCAGCGUGCUGCUGGCAUCCCUGGCGUUUCCGGCCACCUUGAUCGGGGAGGUGGUUUUUCGCUGCCCGAGCUGCACCGCGGAGAGGCAGGCUGCAUGCCCGAAGCUCACGGAAACUUGUGCGGAGAUCGUGCGGGAGCCCGGCUGCGGCUGCUGUCCAGUCUGCGCCCGACAGGAGGGCGACUUGUGCGGCGUCUACACCCCAAGAUGCUCCAGCGGGCUACGCUGUUACCCGAAGCCGGACUCGGAGCUGCCCCUGGAGCAGCUGGUGAAAGGUCUCGGACGAUGCGGACGCAAAGUGGAGGCAGAGCCCCUGGGAAGUGUUGAUCACCCCGAGCAGAGUGCAGGGGAAGUGCUGGACCAAUCCGUGAUCAGCCUGACGGAGGGCUCAUCUGAGAGGAGGCCCACCAAAGACGACCCCAAGAAGAACGCAGUCCGGCACCACCGACAGGAGCUGAAGACCAAAAUGAAAUCCAACAGGGCAGAAGAAGUCAAAAUUCCUCCCGUAAAGCUGAGCCAGUGUCAACAGGAGCUGGACCAGGUGUUGGAGCGGAUCUCCAAAAUGCCCUUCAGUGAGAACAGGGGCCCCCUGGAAGAUCUGUAUUCCCUGCACAUUCCCAAUUGUGACAAGAGGGGGCAGUACAACCUGAAGCAGUGCAAGAUGUCGGUGCAUGGACAGAGGGGUGAAUGCUGGUGUGUCAAUCCCCACACCGGACGGCAGAUCCCAGCGUCGCCCAUGGUGAGAGGGGACCCCAAUUGUAGCCAGUACCUUGGAGGGCCAGAGACAGAGCCCCCUGUCUCCCCACAGAAAUAGUACGGACCCUGAUCCCGUCACCCUAAGGGAGCCUUUAAAAAAAAUCCAAAAAAAGGAGAUGGAAGAGCCAGGAUUUCAAACAGCUAAGCGAGUUACAGAUGUGUGUAUGUGUUUGCGUGCUUGUGUUGUCUUCUUUGGUAUAAAAUGUAUUCGAUCAAUCCUCAGUAAUAUUGCAAGUUAACAGAAUUGAGUGUUCAUGUCAUGGCAUAUUAAAGCAAAAAAAAAAAAAAUUAAAACAAAAAAAAAAAAACAUGAAGGAUUAAGCAGGCAAAGAACAACCGAUUA